This is a messenger RNA of Rhagoletis pomonella (apple maggot), 4911 nucleotides long. It is a transcript of the gene Set8, whose product is annotated as histone-lysine N-methyltransferase PR-Set7. Gene Ontology annotation, molecular function: histone H4K20 methyltransferase activity; protein binding. The record is from RefSeq and is a predicted model, not a curated record. NCBI's taxonomy places the organism in Eukaryota, Metazoa, Arthropoda, Insecta, Diptera, Tephritidae. Bases 179 to 2269 code for a protein of 696 amino acids. The transcript has 5 exons.
GGGCUUCGGAUAGGAAAAUCGUUCCACACAACAAAGCACUUAUUUGAGGCUGUGAAAAAUUGCAAAACAAGCGUCGAUCCGAUCGUCGUUACUUAAUAAAACGCAAAAAUACGGGCGAAGAUCGUGAAGGUGCUUGAGCUUCGGUUUCAAAGAGGGUGAAUUGGAUAAUUGGCAGAAAAUGGUGCGUCGACGUGCAACAAAAGCUGGCGCGCUUACUGCUGCAGUAGGACGAGGCGUUACCAGUAAUUUAUUAGAAAAUGGAGAAGCUAAGGCCACAGCAGUUGGCUGUGCACAUCUGGAUGAACAAUAUUUUGCCAGUCCUAAACGGAAAGAUUGUAAAGUUGAAAACUGCACACAUGAAAUGUUGCUUAUUCGGAAACAGAAAAACGAGAAAGAAACGAAAGCACACGGAAAAACAAAAUCGUCAUCAUCUACAGUCAAAGCAAGUAGCGAAAGGGGCGGUAUUGCAGGUCGCACCAUUGGUGUUCCUUUAGCCACGCGGUCUCAAACACGUACAAUAGAAAAUUUUUUCAAAGCUAAAAAUGCUGCCAGUAAUGAAAAAGUGCAGGAGAACGACGAGACAAAGAUUGAAGCACUAAAUUCUGGGUCGGAUGAAGCGUAUUCGUUUGAAAACUUGCCCUACUACAAUGGUAAUGCACAGCCACCGACUCCAGACACGCCAUGUGAACUUGACGAAGACACAAACGACACUGAAUAUUCAGCUCAACUAACAGAGGAAGCUGUUUUUGGGGUCGACUUUUUUACACACCGUUCGCAAUUACGUGAUAGUCACUCAUCAACAGGCAGCGCGUGUACAAAUAUUAGCAAUACAGAAAAUAUUUUUCUACAGGAACCUGUGCUGACAUUAAAUGUCGAUAAAACUCCCAAUCAAGCCACAUCCAUCAAGAUCAAUACGACAUUAGAAGUAGAGCCGGUAUUUUCUUCGCCGCCAGCACUCGCAUCUGUACUGAAUGGCCGUUUUAAUCAAGUUGUUACGCUCAAUAUACAAAAGAUUUCGCCUUAUAAGCGUGAACCAUUUUCUUGUAAAUUACAAAAUAUGGCUGAACUUACCUGUCAUCAGCGUGAUGUGGUAGAAGAAUUGGUACCAGAUCAGGACAAUGAGGUUCAAAACGAUAAUGACAAUGACAGCAGCUCAUGCGAUAGUGGCGUUGCCUUCACCGCCUCGCUCAAAAUGGAGGAACUGCGUGCGGAAGAGUACGAUAAAACCAAUGCUGUUGCGACUGGUGAACCGGCACGUCGAAGAAAACCAGCAACACCACAUCGCAUCCUCUGUCCCUCACCAAUCAAGACUAUGCCUCACAUGAUCUCACCAAUGCACGCUGCCAUUGCGACCGGCAGAAUCUCGUCUCCAUCUGGUCGCAAAAUUAACAAAGAGCAUUUAUCGCCACGUAAAUCACCACGAAAAGUUACAAAUAUUCACUCGAAAUCACGCCGAAGACUGAAUCAGCAAAAUGAGUUUAGUGCAUUCAAUGCUGGAGACGAAUCAAAUAAACCGCUAAGUAAUGGGUAUAUAGUUUCAAUGGUGGACAACAAUGUUAUUGAGGAUAAGCACCAUGAAGUCCUCAAAAGCGAAAAUCUUAAAGCAGACAUCCCUACUCAUUCACACAAGUGUACUUUGAUUAACGAGAAUAUGAAACAACCACAAAAACCGCUGACUUCUAAAAGUCACAUAGUCAAGACGAAAUUGCAAAAUGGCUUCCCACUGGCUAUAACAAACAAUAAUCGCGACCUGAAAGAAUUCUUUCCCGUUCGUCGUAGUGUGCGUAAAACAAAAACUGUCGUAAAAGAGGAAAUGAUGCGUACUCUAGAAAAGGCUAUAAUAGAAGAGCAGGCCGAUGGACUUAAAGUGGCGCACUUUGAAGGCAAAGGCCGCGGAAUCAUAGCCGAUCGACACUUUCAACGCGGGGAAUUUGUUGUAGAGUACAUAGGUGAUCUCAUAUCGAUGGCCGAGGCAAGCGAGCGCGAGAAGAGUUACGCUUUGGAUGAAAAUGCAGGCUGUUAUAUGUACUAUUUCAAACACAAAAAUCAGCAAUAUUGCAUCGAUGCAACGGAGGAUACCGGAAAACUGGGACGACUAGUGAAUCAUUCGCGAAAUGGCAAUCUCGUUACAAAAGUAGUAGUAGUUAAGCAACGUCCGCACUUGAUAUUAUUGGCUAAAGAUGAUAUUGAGCCUGGCGAGGAAUUGACCUACGACUAUGGUGAUCGCUCAAAGGAGUCACUAUUGCAUCAUCCUUGGCUGGCAUUCUAGAAACUCAGCAGAGGUUUAAGGAGGCUAAUCCACAUUUAGCAUGACAAGUGCAAGCAAAUCAAGGGCACAACGAUGAAAAUCGUAGAGAAGAGCUAUUAUCUGUCAAAAUGCUACUUAAACUUAAAUGAAAUGACUUUGUUCGUGUAUUUCUUUGGCUCAAAGGCAGUAUAGCUGCUCAAGUAAUAAUAAUAUUAUAAAGAAAGGGUUCUAAUGAUAAAUGCCUAUGGUUCGAAAAAGCGUAUAACUUAUAAAAAAAAAAACAAUAAUAGAAAUUUAAUAACAUUAACAUUUUGUAUACUUAUUUCGGUAAUUGUUAAUGCUUUAUUAGUAAUAAGUCCAAAAAAUGGGCCUUGCACAGUGUAACGGAAGAAGAAGUUAAUGUAUUGAUUUUAAAUGCAAAAAAAGGCACAUUUUUAAGAGUAAUCGAAAUUUUUAGCCUUACAUUGAAAGCGAAAUACUAAAUUAUAUUUGUUGAAAAUUAGACUUUUCAGGUAACGAACUACAUAUUAAUUUUGGGUAAUGCCUCCAAUAAGGUAUUUCUUUAAUUUUCGAUCUACAUUGUUACACUGUGCUAGUCUCUUUUUAUCUAUCAUUCUACAACAUAACUGAAUUGUGUUCAAAAAGCACUGCGCCGAUGACGGUAUUCGUGCCAGUUACAUACAAUGAAAUUUAAAGCUGGAAAUUCACUGCAAUUUUUGAGCAACAUUCGAAAUUUUCUUUUAAAUGUGCCACAAUUCAAAUUUUUCUUGUAACUGCACAGUAGAAUAAAUUAGUUUAAUUAAAAAAGAAACAAGUGCAGUUGUUUGAAGCACUCUUUUUGCAAACAAAAGCGAAUGACGCCUAUACCACUUGGAUCGCAUAUAUUAAGAUAGUACAUACAACACACAGUCAGAUACAGACACGUUUUCAGAAACUUACAAAAUCUAUUUAAAUAAAUUAUGUUAAAAAGGCAUAUGGCAUUGUUGUAAUAUUAUUAAGUUUAAUUUGUAUCUUUAAUCAUUAAAAAAAAAAAACUGCAGUUACACGAAUAAAUACAUGCGUAUUACACACUUCUUUUGUGACUAAUAAAAAUAACAUAUGAACACUUAAACGUAAAUGUAGUUAACAAUUUACAUAUUUAUAUGUGGUCCUAAUGGCCGUAGGUAUAAUAAUGAAAUAAAUAUACAUACAUACAUAUGUUUUAAUAUUAUGAGUAACUUAAAAGGCAGUAUACAUUUUGGCUAAUCGUAAGUUUAAAUUAUAUAUAACAGAAUGCCCAUCGAAUUGGUGUUAAACCCCGCAGCAUAGCAUAGUACUUACAUAUCUGUGGACUUUUGGCAAAAUAACUUCUCUCGAGUGAGGUCAUUUUCUCUUCAAAGCAGUAAUUCAUUGAGUUCUCAAAUGUUAUUUUUAUGUUUAGUCAUUAACAGGAGUAGUUCAAGAUGAUAUCUUAAUGAAAGUUAAAUAAACAUGUAACAUUUUUAAAUGGAAGUUCUUUAUAGAUUACUCUAAAUUCCAACCUACAGAAAGCACAGAGGUUGUUUUGUCAAAAGUCAACAGAUAUGUACAUCUGUAUAUGUGCUCACAUAAUAUAUUUUUUUGUAGAUAAAUGCAUGUCAUUUUAUUAUGUUUGCAACUAUAUAUUACAAACAUAUCUACAUAUAUCUACUAGAUGCAAACUAACUCAUGACAACCACAAAAUAUCAAGAAUAUGAUUUAGCAAAGAACAAAACACAAAAGCAAAUGUAUAGUAUAGUUUCCCAGCAGGCCACUAGGUCAGCAGUGACAUACAUAAUUUAUAUCAACCCAAGGCAAAUGGUAAGCAUUAUAAGUUCGUAAAUAUAUUUUUGUUAUCUUAUUCACAACACUGCUGUUACAUUUGAACAAAGGUAGAGAAAUCUGUAGACAUAGUUUGAGCCUUUAUAACAAUAAAAAUAAAUAAAUUGAACAAAUUUUUGGCGCUAAUAUUUUUGCUAAGUAAUUCGCUGAGAUUUUCACCCAAAUUAUGGUGUGCAUCUUGGUGUUAAAGCGAACGGCAAAUAUGUAGUUUUAUGAGAAGAUUCUUCAUGGUAGGUAUAUAUAAUUUGAGAUUGGCCAGUGCCUGCCAAUUGGCGCCCGCUGUUAGAAAAACUUAAGGCGUUGCUGGGACCAGGGACCGACCUGGGGUCCUACAUUUAUUUAUAGUCUUAUAUUAGCUAGCAUAAAGGACGGUUUCAACAGCAUAAGCUUGCUUCUGCUACUAUAAACUCAAAGAAUGGAAAUAAAAAAUUCUAAAACACUUAUCUUUGUAGAGUUGAAUGGUGAAAACGAAGAGUAAAUUGAGCCUAAAAUAUAUUCAGUUUGGUAGGAAAUGUGCUUGAAUAUAACGAAAUCGUAUACGCUUGAGCGACUUUCUUCAAUAUCUCGCAAUAACUUUCUUAACGCGGUUCUACUUUUUGAAAGCGGUUUUAUUGUUAUUUAAAAAAUAUGUUCUAAAUUUCUUUCAGAAGCCCUGAGUAGAACAACAAAUGUUGAAAUAUUUUCGUCAACUUUGUAAAAUAAAUUUCACUGAGACUCGUGGCAUUUUCUUUUAAUAUGCCGACAAGACUUCAUAGCCAUUUCUACUGGUUGAUCUAGCAAUGUAUAAGCGACCGUUGUGAGAUGGUUUUUUUAUUUGCUGCAGC